AUGGUGUGUCAGACAUACCGAACUCGGGAGAGAGGAGGCUCUAUAGUCGUUUUUGCGGUGACCGUGGUCUUUUUAGCUAUAAUGCAACAGGCCACAACUUUUCCCACUUGGAGACUAGAGGAAGAAGCUUAUACGUCCGGCGUUUUGAUCAUUGGGAUUCGAAAAGAUGCGCGCUCCCAGGUGCUCCAUCUGUCCAGGAACAAGCGCUACACCCUCACGCCGGAGAAGCUGAAAUGGGACAAAUUCAAGCUAACGUACAAACUUCUGUCCUUCCCCAGAAAUCUGAUAAACGCUAGCGACACGCGCCGGGGCAUCGCCAAAGCUUUUGCCAUGUGGAGCGACGUCUCGCCUUUCAGCUUUAGAGAAGUACCCGCGGACCAGGAGGCGGAUAUUAAAAUCGGUUUCUACCCCAUGAACCAUACCGACUGUCUGCAGUCCUACGUCCACCACUGCUUUGACGGCAUUACCGGCGAACUCGCUCACGCCUUCUUCCCUCCCACCGGAGAGAUCCACUUUGACAACGACGAGUACUGGAUUUUAGGAAAUAUGCGUUUCAGCUGGAAGAAAGGGGUGUGGCUCACCGACCUGGUCCACGUGGCAGCCCAUGAGAUCGGCCAUGUUCUGGGCCUCAUGCAUUCCCAGAAUCCCAUAGCACUCAUGCAUCUGAACGCCACCCUCACUGGCCGUAAACUCAUCACGCAGGACGACGUCUGGGGGCUGCAUCGCCUCUAUGGAUGUUUGGACAGAUUAUUUAUCUGUCCCGCCUGGGCCAGGAAAGGCUACUGUGAGAGCAAACGAAUCCUGAUGCAGAAGCACUGCCCCUCCAGCUGUGACUUCUGUUACGAAUUCCCUUUUCCAACCGUCGCACCCACUCCCAAACCACCACGGACCAAACAGAAACUAGUGGCCGAAGGAAAGAAACUCACCUUUCGCUGCGGGAAGAAAAUCGCCGCAAAGAAGGGCAAAGUGUCCUGGUAUAAGGACGGUGAGCUGCUGGAAUUCUCUCAUCCUGGCUACAUCUCGCUGAAAGAGGACCACAUCAACAUCAUAGCCAACGCCAUAAAUGAGGGAACAUACACCUGCAUCGUGCGGAAGAAGGAUAAGGUGCUAACCAACUAUUCGUGGAGGGUACGCGUCCGCUUCUGACCAGACUGGAGUCGCCUGCAAAGGGGUGGACUCUUGUUAACGCCAUGGCAACAGGGAGUAGCGCAGGCCACAGUCCGAAACCUUGGCCCUCGUCUCAGUGACCUUACCGACCUUUCUCUCCGUUUCCGUGACUGCUGGUCCGAAAAGCCCGAGGAGAUGAUGGGAACGCGACAG
This is a messenger RNA of Chanos chanos (milkfish), 1320 nucleotides long. It is a transcript of the gene mmp23ba, whose product is annotated as matrix metallopeptidase 23ba. The coding region runs from base 1 to 1146 and encodes 381 amino acids. Gene Ontology annotation, molecular function: zinc ion binding; metalloendopeptidase activity. The record is from RefSeq and is a predicted model, not a curated record. Gene Ontology annotation, cellular component: extracellular matrix. The transcript is spliced from 8 exons. Gene Ontology annotation, biological process: proteolysis; collagen catabolic process; extracellular matrix organization. Lineage: Eukaryota; Metazoa; Chordata; Actinopteri; Gonorynchiformes; Chanidae.